GCUUAGUUGCUUGGAAAAAGUAUUGCAUUUGCUGAAUGCUACUCAUUUGGAGCUGCUGCUUCAUUGGUACCGGAGGUUAAUCGAUUAUGACAUGGAUGGCUGAUUGAGGAGAGGCAGAGGGAUGGAUGGGUGGACGGAGAGCAGUGGACAGCCAAGUAAAUGAGCACCUGGAAUUGAAGAAAGAAGUCAAACUAUAUAUAUCAGGUGAAACUCCAAAGGAAAACUACCAGAAGCAUAUUUCUUCUUUCAAGCAAAUUUUCCUUUUCUUGUAUGAAGUUGGAGAGAGGAUAAGCUUUUCUAAUACUGUGCUGCAAAAAUAAACCCCUGGAGAAAUGGGUUCAACCAGCGCUCCAAAAGGAUGCGGUUCUAACAUCAGCUCCAUAUAUUACAACCUGUGUGACCUGACCACGCUGUGGGGUGUCGUGGUCGAGGCUGUGUCUGCUGCUGGUGUGAUGACCUCCUUUAUUCUGUUUAUCAUUCUCAUGGCAUCGUUACCAUUUGUCACGGACAAGAAGAGAAAGGGUAUGGUUGCUCUACAGGCCAGCAUUUUAGUCUUCACAUUAGGACUCUUCGGGCUCACCUUUGCCUUUAUCGUGGACCAGUACUCUACAAGCUGUGCUGCUCGGAGGUUCUUGUUUGGAGUGCUGUUCUCAGGCUGCCUGGCCUGCUUGGUGAUGCAUGCGCUUUGGCUUUCCCUGCUGAAACGAAGUGGACGAGGGCCGAGGAGCUGGCUGUUAUGGCUGGGAGCUCUGAGUCUCUGGCUCGUUGAGGUCAUCAUCAACACCGAAUGGCUUGUCCUCACCGUGGUCUGGAGCCCACCUGGAGAAAUAGUGGUCCCUGACCUCUCUUGCAGCAUUGCCAACAAGGACUUUGUACUGUCCCUCAUUUAUGUAAUGGUUCUGAUGGUUGGUGUCGUUCUUCUGGCUUUCCCCUCAUUAUCACACAAGCACCAGCAAUGGCGCCGAGAUGGUGCUUUCAUCCUGGCCACGGGAGUCUUUACCAUAGCUAUCUGGGUAGUCUGGAUCACCAUGUACAUCCACGGAAACAGAGUGGCUGGUAAUCCCAGCUGGGAUGAUCCCACCCUGGCUGUAACUGUGGCAUUAAAUGCCUGGGUGUUCCUCGCCUUCUACAUAAUUCCAGAAAUCUGCCUUCUGACGACACAAGAAGACCCAGACCUCGAGGAGCCCCAUGAUGGAGAGCAUGUUUAUCCCGCCAGGAGCCUCACGUACGACUCCACACUGAAGGAGCCGGAGCCAGAGUCGGAGCCGGAGCCAGUGCCCCAGAACCUGUACAUAGAGAAUAAGUUUUUCAGUAUGGAUGAAACACCAGAAGCAGAACCGGCAAACUCAACGUCUCCAUAUGGCAUCUACAAUGGUCAGCUUCGAAGCGGUGUGUACCAGCCAACAGAAAUAGCGCUCAUCACCAAAGGUCUCACAAUGAUGAACCAAGGCUUGAUGAUACCUCGGGCCAGAACCCCAUCUUUGAAUCCGGGGAGUGGAGCCAGGUCCUUGUCUCGUUCACAGGAAUCUUUAGCUUCCCAGUGACUAUCAUAGAGUUUAUGCUUUUUUUUUUUCCCUUCAAAAGAUGCUUUUUAAUAUUAAGGCAACACUCAGAAGGAUAAUAACUGGUGUUUUCUAUCCAGCAGUAUAAGAGAGACAGUGACUGAAGAUUAUUCACGACUAGAUGCAUGAAACAAAUAUUUACAUAUGCAAAUAUUGUACCUUUUAUAUCCGUAGAUGUUCUGUGAGACAAAAAUAGUUCUCCAGGCUAUGAAGAGUACCAGGCAGAAACACCUAGCCUCGCUCGCUGAACAUUUUCUUUACCUACAGUUGAAACCAGACAUUUACAUAUAUGAAUAAAAAGACACAAACACAUUUUUUACGUCCGAAAUUAAAUCAGGUCAAUCUCCUCGUUUUAGCAGGUGGAAGGAAACCCAAAAUGUUUCAUCCAAAUCAUAUAUUAAAAAAUGCAGUUUCUCUAAUACUGACCAAAUG
Poecilia latipinna (sailfin molly) is the source of this 1994-nucleotide messenger RNA. Its product is annotated as G-protein coupled receptor family C group 5 member C-like. Gene Ontology annotation, biological process: G protein-coupled receptor signaling pathway. The transcript is spliced from 4 exons. Gene Ontology annotation, cellular component: signaling receptor complex; intracellular membrane-bounded organelle; extracellular exosome. The coding region runs from base 333 to 1544 and encodes 403 amino acids. NCBI's taxonomy places the organism in Eukaryota, Metazoa, Chordata, Actinopteri, Cyprinodontiformes, Poeciliidae. Gene Ontology annotation, molecular function: protein kinase activator activity; G protein-coupled receptor activity. The record is from RefSeq and is a predicted model, not a curated record.